This is a messenger RNA of Schistosoma rodhaini, 7071 nucleotides long. NCBI's taxonomy places the organism in Eukaryota, Metazoa, Platyhelminthes, Trematoda, Strigeidida, Schistosomatidae. The record is from the annotation of a GenBank genome assembly.
AACAGUUGCGUUACUCAUUAAACCUAAGCACACGGCCUUAGUUUAUGUUUUUAGGCUUGCAGACCGGUGAUAUUAGUGUUUGAAUUCAUAAAAAUUCUGGGAAGAAAAUUGCGCAAAAGUCAUGAGUAUCGUUUCACCUAGUGAUUUAAUCAGAGAAUCUGCUCAUGUUAAGUCAGCUGAAGAACACAAAUUGUUGUCCGACAAGGCAUUAUGUAAUCCCAAAGAAUUUUGGUUGGGAUAUGCAAUGAAGUUUCACUGGCAAUCACCUCCUUCAUUCGGAAAAUGUCUUAGUUACAAUUUCGAUUGCCGUAAAGGACCUAUUUUCGUUAAAUGGUUUGAAGAUGGAUGCACAAAUAUUUGUUACAAUAUCUUGGAUCGUAAUGUUGACCGUGGUUUUGGCGAUAAAGUGGCAAUUUUAUGGGAAGGUAACGAUCCAAAUGAUACAAAUCGUUUGACGUACUCUGAAAUGUUGGUCAAGGUCAAAAGAAUUGGGAAAAUGCUUGAGAAUUUCGGUAUUAGAAAGGGAGAUUGUGUUGCCAUUUAUAUGCCUAUGAUCCCAGAGCUCCUGAUGACAAUGUUAGCAUGUGCUCGUAUUGGUGCCGUACAUACUGUUGUAUUUGGUGGGUUCUCUGCCUGUGCUCUUGCUGAUCGAAUUAUCGAUGCCAAGUGUAGCAUUCUUAUCACUGCUGAUGGAACAUGGAGAGGGUCAAAACUUAUUGAACUUAAAGCAAUUGCGUCUACUGCAAUGGAUAUGUGUGAAGAUAAAGGAUAUUCUGUCCGACGAUGUGUUGUUUUUCAACAUGUCACUGCUUUUCCUUCUAAAUCCUCUAAUGGAAUCAGUGAUAAUGUUGAAAGUAAAGUUGGCGUUCGACCAGCUUCAAUGCUUGAUGUCCCAUUGAAGGAUGGUCGUGAUUAUUGGUGGCAUGAUAUAAUCAGUACUAUUCCUGAAAAUACUGAUUGUUCUGUAGAAUGGGUGAAUUCAGAAGAUCCGUUAUUUAUACUUUAUACAAGUGGCAGUACAGGACGACCGAAAGGUGUUGUACACACCACAGGUGGCUAUAUGGUUUAUACAGCUACAACAUUCUUCUACACGUUCGAUUAUCAUGAAGAUGAUAUAUAUUGGUGUACUGCUGAUGCCGGUUGGAUAACAGGUCAUUCAUAUGUUGUAUAUGGACCAUUAUUAAACGGUGCUACAAGUGUAUUAUUUGAAGGCAUUCCAACUUGGCCUGAUCCGGGUCGAUAUUGGUCUAUUGUAGAUCGAUAUAAAGUGACGAAAUUCUAUACAGCUCCAACAGCAAUUCGUACGUUAAUAAAGGCUGGUGAUCAAUACGUCCAAUGUUAUGAUCGUACAUCAUUAAAAGUUCUUGGAAGUGUUGGUGAGCCAAUCAAUGUAUCUGCUUGGGAAUGGUAUUAUAAUAUUGUGGGUAAUGGUAAAUGUUCAAUUGUCGAUACAUUUUGGCAAACAGAAACUGGUGGACAUAUGCUUACAUCAUUACCUGGAGCAAAUGUAAUGAAACCUGGUUGUGCUACUAAACCGUUCUUUGGCAUUGAUGCUCGAAUAUUAUCGGAAAGUGGUGAAGAUUUAACAGACAAGUCAAAAGAACUAGGUAUCAAUGUAGAAGGUUAUUUGGUCUUUGCUAAACCAUGGCCUGGUAUGAUGAGAACAAUCAAUAAUAAUUAUGAAUUAUUUGAAUCAGUUUAUUUUAAACGUUUUCCUGGUUAUUAUGUUGCUGGUGACGGUUCUGUGUUAGAUAAAGAUGGAGAUUUUUGGAUAACAGGUCGUUUAGAUGAUAUGUUGAAUGUUAGCGGUCAUCUUAUUAGUACUGCAGAAGUAGAAAAUGCUCUUCUAUUAGAUCCAAAUGUUAGUGAAGCUGCUGUUGUCGGUCGGAAACAUCCUGUUAAGGGUGAAUGUUUAUAUUGUUUUGUUACAUUGAAAGAUACUAUACCAAAUGAUCAUAUGAAUUGUUUAACGGAUGUUGAUAUAAUUACACAAGAAAUGAAAUCAGAAUUAUGUCAAAUGAUACGAACAAAAAUUGGACCAUUUGCUACUCCAGAUUACAUUCAGGUAAUUAUAUAUAUACAAGUAAACUCAAUCGUUUACAUACAUGAUAGUUUAAUGUAUUGUCAUAUUUAUUGUUGUAAUAAUAAUUUCUACAAUCCAACUUCUCUAUGUAUUUUAACGUUAUCAUUGUUGAAUAUUGAAUGAAUUUUAUUACAUACUUACGCCUGUCGCUCCUCGUUAAGGAGCACAGGCAGCCCACCAGCAUUCUCCAUCCAACCAUGUCCUGGGCUAUUCAUUAUUUUCAUGUCUACUUCCCAUUCCUGACACACUGUGUUCUUCGGGCUUCCUCUUUUCCGUUUCCAUUUAGGAUUCCAAGUUAGCUCUCGCCUCGUGAUGCAGUUUGAUGAUUUCCUCUCUUUUUAUUUUUUAUUUAAACAUAUAAAUAUUGGUACAAAGGGGCACCAGAUAUAUAUGCGCCACACAAAUCUUAUUUUAUUUGUGUGAGGGCUGUGAUACUGCCCGGGUGCUUAAACCGAAACGGGUGGUUUUAUUACGGGGGCCACACUCUGAGCAUUUGACCUAAAGGUCUGAUCCACAAGGCAGUGAAUCAUCGUAAGGAGAUGCAGUCCCAUGGUAGCCGGUGACCAAUGAUUUGUUCAAACGCCAUUUGUUCCUUCAGGAUACUGGAGCCCAUGUGCACCAUUGGUUUGGAAUCAGGGUUUUCCAACUCCACUAGGUGGACCCUUCAUAUCCACCAACCCGGUUAAAGCGCCUGACAUUCGCUUUCCGUCCUCUCAAUUUCGUAAACAACACCCCCACCACGAGAAGGCAGUGAGUAGGACUUCCCUGUCAGAGGCUAUAUAUUCACGUGGCCAUAUGAGAGCAUUUUGAGAGGGAGAGCGGACUCUUCACACUCUCGGCUGUGCCAGUUCCUUUUUGGGGCGAUGGUUUCCUCAAUGUAUGUCUUAUCCACUCCCAAAGUCUUUUCUCAAUUUCCUCUUCAGCUCGAAGCUGUUUUGUUCUCCCCCACACUAGGUUGUUGUUGAUGGUAUCCGAUCAACGGAUGUUGAGUACCUUGCGUAGAUAAUUUUUCAUAAAUACUCGUACCGUUUUGAUGGUUGUAGUAGUUCUCCAAGAUAUCAGCCCCAUACAAUAUAACUCACUGUCUUGACAUUCGUAUUGAAGAUUGUGACUUUGAUAUUAGUCGACAAUUGUUUUAAGUUUUAUAUGUUGUUGAACUGUAGGAAUGCUGUUGUUACUUUGCCUAUCCUUGCCAUUUACGUAUGCAUUAAACUUUGGUUUUAUGUCAUCAUAUUGUCACUUUACUAGCAACUUUAUAAUAAUUAUGUAAUUAGUCUAAUUAUAAGUGACAAUUUUCAUCUUAAAUAAUAUCUAUUUAUGUAGAGAUACAUUUUGAUUUAUUAAAAGAAUGGAAUCACUUGAAUUCAUCAUAAUGAUCAUAGUGAUAAAGAGUUUUAUUGGCACUACCAAUUACUGACAAUAUUCUUAAUUACUCAUUGUGUUUCUUUUUUUGUUGCUAAGCAUAAAAGUUAUCAAGAAUUUGCUCAAAGUUUUUGAUUAUUCAUUUUCUAUUUUAAAACUAAACUAAAUUAUUUUCUCGACUAAGUUCAAUGUGAUUUUCUAGAACCCGUAAAAAUCAUAUUGAGUGAAUUAAUCGACUACGGUUUAUUGUAUUAUAAUGAAUUCACUUAAUAAUAAUCAUAAUAAUACUGAUCAGUUGACUGAAAAAUACUAAACACGUACUAUACAUUGCAAUGUAAUUGUUUAUUCAACUUUUUUUUCUUUUCUCUCUCCGAUAAACUAACUCUUUACAUUUGAUAAUAAACAUCAUGAUUAUGCUUUGUGUGUGUAUGUGUGUGUGUCUAUAUAUGCUUUAUGGUAAAAAGUAAUACAAUUUAAUGAUUGUUUUAGGUAAUAUUAUUAGAUUAAACUAGUCAAUACAGUGGAAUUUUGUUAGUUUAGGUUUGGGGACCACUCAUGAGACUGAAUGUCUUGGGUUUGAUUCCCAUGUGUGUGGUCGUGGAUGGGUAUCACUGAAGAAUCCUAUAAUAAGAACAAUUGGCCGCUCAGUGCUUUCAGGUUUUCAAUGGUGGUCCAACUCAUUUUGGUUCAGAAUUGCAAAGAAUUAAGUUUACAAGAGUUACUACAGGGAAUGUUUUGUAUCUGGUUGGAAGAUAUUUUAUUGUGAGUAACCUCGAAAAACUGGUUUAAUAUUGCUAGUCUUGUCCAUCGAGGAGUGUGACCUCAGAUUUCAAGAGUAAUGUGUUCAAAGCCGCUUAUAUAUGACAUUUUUAUAUUUGGCUAGUCUUUUAGUAUUUAUUCCAUGCUUUUUCCAACCUUUUCACUGUUUCCAAAAAUUUCCUAGCCAAGUGGUGGUGAAAACUGUUAUAUCUGUGGCCGAGUGGAUUAUUUGUUGAUGGGUGAGGUGAUGAGACCGUUAAUUAGAGAGCAGCGAAUUAUCGACUGGAGCAGUGACUCGAAACCCGAACGAGCAGACUAGAGUGCUAACCGAUCCUGCGAUCUGCGUAACCCAGCCAGUUGAGUCCAGAACACAAAUAACAGCCUCGGUAAUAUGAAUCAUUAUUCACAAGCAUACUGGGUUUAUAUACUAACCAAACAGACCCCAUAUACCAAAAAAAUAGAAAAAUAAUAUUUGUACAAUAAUUGGCCAAUGUGGCUGUGGAUAGGGGGAAAGUAAUCAAUAAUAAUAGUUCAAAGGUUAAAAUAAGGUUACGGUAAGAGGAACACGAAUACAGUUAGGUCACUUAUUUAACAACUAUACAAUAGGAAUUAGGCAUAUUACCUUUGUCCAUAAUAGACCUCAGAUUUACCAUUCAUGAUUCACCAGGGGAUAUAACAAAAACAUUUCGGAAAAUUCAUGCAAUAAAUGUUGAGGUUUAUUUAUGAAGAGAAAACAUUCAGGAAAAUAGCUCUUUUCAAGUCAGUUGAGCCUUUCAGCUAAAAUAAUUAUGAUUGCAAAAUCGAGGUGACCAUCUACUCCCUGUGUUGAGUCAAACAUUAAGUGAGUCUGAUCUCAUCCCCCUUAUCGCUGAUUCACUUAUCAAGUGAUUGUUAAUGGCUUCAGUUUGAUAUAUUCAUCUAUGUACACAAUUCUAGGAAAACAUUGUGUGGAGAAACGGUCAUAUUCUUGAAGAGCCCUGCUUCAGAGGACUUUGAGGGGUAUUUUAAAGAGUGGAAAUGAAUAUGGAAGACGUUUAUUGUCGCAACUUGGAAGUAUUUUGAAAGGGAAUAGGUCAAUAUCUAUUAAAUUUGGUAAGAUUACACUAACGUAUUAACUCGACGAUUAGUUAUUCAUAAGCAACGUAGAGGCUGGAAUAAAUGUGCGUCGGCUUAAUUUCACGUACCAUAUCAACAUGACAGGAUGAAAUUUGUAGGAUGAUUAACACAAAUGAUCUAAACACUACAGUAUCAACAAUGAUAAUAAGAAAAAACAUCCAGAAUCUAGUGCGAAAACACAAAAAAAAGUAUGCAUAAACCAACAUUGGGCAUCAGGGUUUUAGAGUUGUUCAUUAUUUUGUAGAGUUUCAUUAAAAUAAUGAACCAAUUGAAGUUAGACCAACAUUGAAAAUCUGUAAGCACAUAUAAGCCGAUUUGUUCUAGAAUGGGACUUCUGAAGAGCCUUAUACUCGGACGAUAUAGUCAUUCAGUAUCCCCAGGUCUCCAAUAAUUAUCUAAUAUUGAUCAAUUCAUGACAACUUUUUUGAGAGUUUAACCCUUCACCUCUUGUAUCUACAUUAUCUUUAAUUCAUAUUUCUGUUACAUAUCAUCAUUUCCAUGGUAAACCUUCUUUUCUUUCUUUUGAUGUUCAGAAUGCCCCUGUACUACCAAAAACACGUAGUGGUAAAAUUAUACGACGUAUUUUACGAAAAAUAGCUAAUGAAGAUUAUGAAUUCGGUGAUACAUCAACUUUAUUGGAUUAUUCUUGUUUAGAAACUUUAAUUAAAUUAUCAAAAUCCGUCAUCAAUCAAUAAAUGAAUAGUUGAAUGUGGUUCUUAAGUUCCCUUAAUUUCUUUUCAUCUCCUUGACCUUCUUUAAACUAAGAGUAAAAUGAAUAACAAUCACAGAAAUAGAAGGUAAUGAUACAUUCAAUAUACCUUUAUAUCAUUACUAUUAUCAUCAUCAUUUCCAUUGAAGUGUAUGUUCAUUCAUUGUUAUUACUUUUCUAGUUAGACAACCAUUCUUAAUUCAUUCUCCUCUCUUGUCAUAUCACGAAGAAGUGUUUUAUCUUCAAUGUGUUUAUUUAUUUAUCUGUUUAUCUCUUUUUAUCAUGCACUAUUAUCAGUUGCAUUAUUAUUAACACUGGUGUUCGUGUUGCUAUAGUUACACAGGACUCUUGUGUGAACUGUGCAACCUUUCAUAGGUAUUAGUCUAUUUCUACGAACUGCAUAACUUACUUUUAUUGUUACUAUUUAUUGUGUACUUAUCUAUUCUGUUAAAAUGUCUCCGGUCCCAUAUAAUUACAUGCACAUACAUCGUUAGUUAAUACGACUACUACCACCAUGGUUAUUAUUACUGUUAUCCAUAUUAUUGCAAUCUUUUCCUCUUAACCCUUCUCCCCUCUUGAUCAAGCAUUAAGGUUGUGGCUUUUAUUAUUUAUUGUCUUUUUUAAUAAGAUGUUGUUUUUCCGAACUUCACUGGUACUAACCGUCUAUUUCUUAGUCCUCUAUUGUAAUCAACUUUUUCCUUUUUUUUUUACCUUACCUACCAUCCAUGACAACCUAGCUUAUUUUUCUUAUGUGAAACCUGUUUUUUUUUCUAUUGGAAGUGAUCAAUCAAAAUAUUCGUCAAGUUAUGUUACUAUUAUUAUUGUUAGUCAGCUUUUUUUUCUCCCCACCAGUCUUUUAUUCUCUCUCCACAAUAUUUUGGAGCAGAUGUCUUACGGUUGUGACUAUUGUUUUAGUUACUAUUAAUUAUCAGUUAUUUUUAAAGUGAAAAAGGGACAAUAUUACAAUCCCUUCUGUUAUUAUUACAAAAUAAAUACUUAACUAUUCCUGUGUUCAUUUUGAGUACAGUUUUAGUUGUUACAC